Messenger RNA from Thlaspi arvense, 2902 nucleotides. Lineage: Eukaryota; Viridiplantae; Streptophyta; Magnoliopsida; Brassicales; Brassicaceae. The record is from the annotation of a GenBank genome assembly.
AAACGGUGAGACUUGAGAGCGAGUUACAGUAAUUAAGUUGAGUUUUUCUCCUCAUCUUCUUCAUUUCGUGCGUCUCUUUCAGAUUCUGUUUGCGAAAAAAUCGGAUUUGGGAAUAUUACUAUCGACGAGUUCUUGUUGGUUACAGCAAAGAAUAAGAAGAACACAGAAAGGGCGAGUUUUUCCGUUGGUUUAAUCGAGAAUUUGGAAUUUUGAAACUCCAACGAGAGUGUCCAGUCAGAGAGAAAUGGCUUCUUCUUCUUCUUCUUCUGCUCUUUCUAGAAUCUCGAGCCUCCAGAAUCAUCUUUCACCUCUUGAAGCAAACAACAAGCUCAUGAGUCUGAUCAAGAUAUCUCCAGAAGUGUCUGAAGCCAUAUCCAAUGGGCGCGCUGUGGUUGCUCUCGAGUCAACCAUAAUCUCCCAUGGGAUGCCUUACCCUCAAAAUCUGCAAACAGCAAAAGAGGUUGAGUCGAUUGUGAGAGACAAUGGAGCAAUCCCUGCAACAAUAGCUAUCUUGAACGGAGUACCUUGCAUAGGACUGAACGAAGAAGAACUAGAACGUCUUGCAUCUCUGGGGAAAAGUGUCCAAAAGACUGCAGGCAGGGACAUAGCACAUGUCGUGGCUACAAGAGCAAAUGGAGCAACUACAGUCUCUGCAACGUUAUUUUUCGCUUCAAUGGUUGGCAUCCAAGUUUUUGUAACCGGCGGGAUAGGAGGUGUGCAUAGGCAUGCCAACCACACUAUGGACAUAUCAUCUGAUCUCACUGCACUCGGAAGGACUCCUAUAGCAGUGAUAUCAGCAGGCGUUAAAUCAAUACUUGAUAUUCCAAAGACCCUUGAAUAUUUGGAGACUCAAGAAGUGUAUGUAGCUGCAUACAAGAGCGAUGAGUUUCCGGCAUUUUUCACAGAAAAAAGCGGUUGUAAGGCACCUUCCCGUGUAAAUAGCCCUGAAGACUGUGCUCGAGUAAUAGGCAAGUAUGCAAACAUGAAGCUAAACCGUCCGGCGGGGAUUCUAUUUGCUGUUCCAAUCCCAAAACAGCAUUCAGCCGCCGGAAAUCUUAUCGAAUCAGCAACACAGCGUGCUCUUGCAGAAGCAAGGGAACAAAACGUUACUGGAAGUGCAGAAACUCCAUUCUUACUUGCACGGGUAAAUGAGUUAACUGGAGGCACGUCACUUGCAGCAAGUAUCCUUUCUCUAGAGCAUUGUCUCAGCAUUGUAAAUCUUGAGUUCCUUGACACAGUUUCAGACAUUGCGCUUGUGAAAAACAAUGCCCUCAUCGGGUCUCAGAUUGCAGUAGCUCUUUCUCAGCUGAUUUUUUGGAAAACAAUGGCAACAAUCACCGUUGACUUUCAGCUCUGCUUCAUCUUCAUCCUCCUAUGGCUCGUCUUACGCUUCUGCCUCUCUUUCUUCUUCAAGAAACCGAAAGAGCCACAACUUCAAGACUGUGAUCUACCUCCUAGCCCACCGUCUCUACCGGUCAUCGGUCAUCUUCACCUUCUCCUCUCUGUUCCAAGUCACAAAUCCUUUCAAAAACUCUCUUCAAAGUACGGUCCUCUCCUUCACCUUCGUACUUUUAAUAUCCCAAUCGUUCUAGUCUCAUCGGGCCCCAUGGCCUACGAAGUUUUGAGGACACAAGGCCUGAACUUUGCUACCCGUGACCGUGAGGUUCCUAUAAUGGAAAAAUCAUUACUUUUUGGAUCUUUUGGCUUUGUCUCAGCCCCUUAUGGAGAUUACUGGAGGUUCAUGAAGAAACUAUUAGUCACAAAACUUCUCGGGUCUCAUUCUCUCGAGCGGACACGGCUCAUCCGUGGGGAAGAACUUACGACAUUCCGUGCUAUGUUGUUUGACAAGGCAGCAAAUAAUGAGGCUGUUGAUGUUGGUAAAGAGAUGAUGAAGUUCACGAAUAACAGCAUUUGCAGGAUGAUAAUGGGGAGGAAAUGUUCAGAGGAAAAUGGUGAAGCAGAGCAAGUCAGAGGCUUGGUGACCAAAUCACUUAGUUUGGUCAGGAAGUUCCUUAUAGCUAGCACGGUUGGUCGAAUUCUCAAGAAGGUCGGGAUCUCGCUGUUUGAGAAGGAAAUCAUGGAGGUCUCUCAGAGAUACGAUGAAUUGCUGGAGAAGAUUAUUAAAGAGCAUGAAGCGAAUCCGAACAAGAAAGAGGACAGAGACAUGAUGGAUGUUCUGUUGGAAGUUUGUGCAGACCACAACGCCGAGUUUAAGAUUUCCAGGAACCAGAUCAAAGCGCUUUUUGUGGAAUUUUUCCUUGGAGGCACUGAUACUUCAGCACAAACAACAUCGUGGGUAAUGGCGGAACUUAUUAACCACCCUGAGAUUCUUAAAAGAUUGAGAGAAGAGAUAGAAUCUGUUGUCGGGAAAUCGAGGUUGGUUCAAGAAACAGAUCUCUCAAACCUGCCGUAUUUGCAGGCUGUGGUGAAGGAAGGGCUAAGACUGCACCCACAUUCGCCAAUCUUGGUGAGGAAUGCAACAGAGAGUUGCAAGAUAGGAGGGUUUUACAUACAACAAAACACAACGAUGAUCAUUAACUCUUAUGCAGUGAUGAGAGAUCCAAAUUCAUGGGAAGACCCAGACGAGUUUCAGCCCGAGAGGUUCAUGGUUUCCCCUUCAAAAGGGAAAGAAGAGAUGAGAGAGCAGUUAGCUUUGAACUACAUUCCUUUCGGGAGCGGAAGAAGAGGAUGUCCUGGUUCAAACUUAGGUUAUAUAUUCGUUGGAGUAGCCAUUGGAACAAUGGUACAGUGUUUUGACUGGAGUAUCAAUGGAGAUACGGUUAACAUGGAAGAGACUGGAGAUAUGACCCUGAGCAUGGCUCAUCCACUUAAAUGCACUCCUGUUGCUCGAAUUGAUCCAUUAACUAGCUUUGAAUCUGCAGAUCCUUUAGUUUAUGGUUGA